AUGGAACACACGGAUUCAACAGAAAUCGGGAAAAAAUUUAUUUGGGGGUUCGGUCCUCGUCUGAUCAGGGAGAAUCACGAAGAAAACACGAAUGAAAGCUUGCAAGGGGCGAGGUUUUCGAUCGAGAGAGGAAGGAGGACGCACGGAAGCAACAGUAAGGGCAGCAGCGUCGUCGCGGUAGGACAGAGGUCGAGGGAUCAGAGGGGGCUGUCGCCUCCUGUGUUUGCUCCGGGGAAACACCCACUUCGGUGGGUUUUGCUCUCGGUGGUUGAAAGGAAUCGAUAGGGGAAAUGGGUGUUUGAGUUUACUGUUUGACAGGGGAAAAGGAAACAUCGAUAAUCAAAAGGAAGGUGUUUGGUUUGCUUCAUUUGACAGGGAAGGAGGAGCACAAUGGGGGUUGUGAAAUCGAUGGGAAAGAAGAAGAGAAACUAAGGGUGUUGCUGCCCUUUUUGGCUAGCUGAAAUACGUAUGAACAACACCUCCAUUUGGAGGUGUUCUUGGCUGGGAUCGAUGCAGAAAGAAAGAAUAUGGAUGUGUUUUGGUUUAUUGUUUUCACAGCCUCAAUUGAUUUGUUUAUAAUAUAUUUUGCUUUGAGUGUAGGAUUGUCCAAUUUCAUUGUGUGUGGUAUUCCUUUUGUGUGUGG
Molecule: messenger RNA, 643 nt
Organism: Lactuca virosa
Lineage: Eukaryota; Viridiplantae; Streptophyta; Magnoliopsida; Asterales; Asteraceae
Source: the annotation of a GenBank genome assembly